AUGGGCGCCGAGGAGGACGCCGCCGCACGCUGCGAGCGUCUCCGCGCCCUCCGCGCCGCCAAGGAGCUCCUCUCCACCCCCGACGGCGCCCCCACCCCCGCUACCGACGGAGAACAGCAAAAUGGCAACCAUGAGAUGGUAGAAGAGCCAGCGUUACCAGGUCCUCAGGAUGCACCUAGCGAGGCUGCUAAAGAGGAUGGUAGCCCCACUGAGGAGGCCGAGGAGGUUGAAGAUGAUGGUGAGCUUCCAGCCAUGAAGUUCAGAAACUACCUUCCCCAUGAUGAGCAACUCCGAGGUGGCAAGCUGGCUCCAGUGUCUCUUCCUAAGUUUGAAGACCCAAUUAGUGCUGAAACUGCAGAGCCAAAGGAAUUGGAGAAUCCUUUUGGAAACAUAGCACCAAAGAAUCCAAAUUGGGAUCUGAAACGUGAUGUGCAGAAGAGAAUUGAUAAACUGGAAAGGCGCACACAGAAAGCGUUGGCUGAGAUUGCAUUGGAGCAGCAGAGGGAGAAGGAAGCCUUGGAGGAAUCUCAAGAUUGA
Miscanthus lutarioriparius is the source of this 537-nucleotide messenger RNA. NCBI's taxonomy places the organism in Eukaryota, Viridiplantae, Streptophyta, Magnoliopsida, Poales, Poaceae. The record is from the annotation of a GenBank genome assembly.